Messenger RNA from Gadus macrocephalus (Pacific cod), 6002 nucleotides. RefSeq lists its product as uncharacterized. The transcript is spliced from 46 exons. Gene Ontology annotation, biological process: regulation of cell population proliferation; regulation of transcription by RNA polymerase II; response to peptide hormone. Lineage: Eukaryota; Metazoa; Chordata; Actinopteri; Gadiformes; Gadidae. Bases 430 to 4896 code for a protein of 1488 amino acids. Gene Ontology annotation, molecular function: DNA-binding transcription factor activity, RNA polymerase II-specific; RNA polymerase II cis-regulatory region sequence-specific DNA binding. The record is from RefSeq and is a predicted model, not a curated record.
AACUUUCGUAUCAGUCCCUCAAGACGUCGUAUUGACCUCCAUGACCAAUGUCCAUAGACUUGAUCGACGCCUAAAUGUUUGCUGGAAGGGGUACAAGAAUAUUGAAACUGAAAAUUUAAAAGGCACAUGGCGUACCCGUGUCCCUCCGAGAAGGCGUGUUUACAUGAUUUCGGACAGCCCUUUGAGUAAAACCUGUCACUCGGAAGUCUAGCGCUCAGCGGAUUAAAAACGAAAGUCAGUAGGACAAUCAUAGGGCACAUGAGUUUGGUAGAACAAGCAUCAGGGAGGAGAGACAAAAAGAGCCCAUUUUACACAUCUUAUUUAGGUCACAACUGGAUUGGUGUUCCUUCGUGCGCUCUAAAGAGAAAGUAUAUAUAUUUUUUCUAUUACAUUUGAUUAAUUGCGUGUGUGAAGCGGUGCGGUGACGCGAUGAGUCAAUGGAAACAGAUCCAGCAGCUCGAGGUCGGUCUCCUGGAGCACGUGGACUACCUGUACAAUGACAACUUCCCCAUGGACGUCCGACAGGGUCUAGCAGACUGGAUCGAGGGUCAGGAUUGGGAGACAGCAGAGCGCAAUGAGUCUAUGGCAGCAAUGCUGUUCACCAACCUGAUGGGACAGCUGGAGAGAAGCUGUGCCCAGGAGCCCAACUUCCUUCAGAGACACAACCUGAAGAUCAUCCACCAACAGCUACAGAUGAAGUACAACACCAACCCGGGGCUGAUCGCCCGCAUGAUCUCCACCUGCCUACGAGAGGAGCGUCGCAUCUUGUCCACCGCAUGCAUGCAGCAACAGGGUCCCCUGGAGAACUCCAUGCCAAACUCUGUGACUCUGGAGAAGCAGAAGAACAUAGACAACCGGGUCGCCAUCAUCAGAAGCAGUGUCCAGCUGAUGGACCAGGCUGUGAAGUAUAUCGAAGACAUGCAGGAUGAGUUCGACUUGCGCUACAAAACCUUACAGUCUCGAGAUCCAGCAGAGAAGACGACCGAGAGGAUGAAAGAGGAAGUGAUCAGACUACAGGAAAUGCUAAACAGACUGGAUUUCAAAAGGAAGGAGAUCCUGUCCAAGAUGGGUGAUGUCAUCAAGGAGGUAGACUCCCUGGUGACGUGUGAUCUCCACCCAGAGCUGCUGGAGUGGAGACGCAGGCAGCAGGUCUCCAUCAUCGGGGGUCCUCUCCUCACCGGCCUCGACCUGUUGCAGAACUGGUUCACUGGGACUGCCCAUAGUCUGUUCCAGAUAAAACGUCAGCUAGACAAGCUUGGGGAGCUGGUCGUCAAGGUAACGUACGAGGGCGACCCCAUCCCACUACAGACGCCCCACAUGGCUGAGACGGUCAGGUGCCUCGUCUACCUCGUCAUCAAGAGCUCGUUUGUGGUUGAGAUGCAGCCGUGCAUGCCCACUCACCCUCAGCGUUCCCUAAUCAUCAAGACCGGUGUGCAGUUCACCACCAAAGUCAGACUCCUGGUUAAACUUCCUGAGGUGGACUACCAGUUGAAAGUGAAAACAACUUUUGACAAGGACCUACCACCCGGCAGACUAAACCGUCAGUUUUUCAUCCUGACCAACAGCACUAAGGCCAUGGACGUGGAGGACUCGGCCAAUGGCUGCCUCUCGGUGGAGUUCAGACACCUGCAGCUUAAAGAGAAAAAGUACAUCAAUGGUGCGAAGGGGAAUGAGGGCCUCCUCAGUGUGACGGAGGAACUCCACUCUCUGAGUUUCGAAGCUCACUUCAUGGUUCUGGGCCUCGCUAUCGACCUGGAGACAACUUCGCUGCCCCUAGUGGUAAUCUCCAACGUCAGCCAGCUUCCUGCCGGCUGGGCCUCGGUCAUGUGGUACAACCUUCUGACGGACGAACCCAGGAACCUAGGUUACUUUGGUAACCCUCCCCGGGCCAGCUGGAGUCAGCUGUCUGAGGUGCUGAGCUGGCAGUUCUCCAGCUUUGCAGGCAGAGGGCUCAACCCUGACCAGCUCCUCAUGCUGGGGGAGAAACUCCUUGGUCCAGGCAACUCCUCCGGUGACAUCCAGGUGUCUUGGUCUAAGUUCUCCAAGGAGAAUAUCCCAGGAAAGGCCUUCAGCUUCUGGAUCUGGCUGGAGUCCAUCUUGGAGCUGAUUAGGAAACACUUACUGCCGGUCUGGAACGACAAUUACAUCAUGGGCUUCGUGAGCAAGGAGAAGGAGCGAGCCUUGCUCAAGGGCAAAGAGGGAGGGACCUUCCUGCUUCGCUUCAGCGAGAGCCACCUUGGAGGGAUCACCUUCACGUGGGUGGAGCAGGCAGACAAUGGGGAGUCAAACUUCACCUCCGUGGAGCCAUACACCAAGAGCCGCCUGAUAGCCCUGCCGUUCGCCGACAUCCUCAGGAAUUACAAGGUGAUCUCGGAGGGCUUGGUGACCGACAACCCCCUCAAGUUCCUGUACCCCAACAUCCCCAAAGACGAGGCCUUCAGCCGGUACUACACCAGCCCCCAGAGCAAAGUCCAUCCAUACCUGUCUGCCAAUCUGAUCCCCAUCUCUGAGCUACCGUCCAACGGGAGCGUACCGCUGACACACUGCUCAUCCCCUGAGCCCCCCAUGAGUCCAGGGGUGUUCCAAAUGCUGCACCAGCAGCUGUGCUUCGACACAAUGAGCCCACCGCUGUUCGGACUCGCAGAGAACGCAAAGUGCGCGUUCAAUGCCCAUUGGAUUCAUCACAAAGCAAGGAUGGCUCAGUGGCAGGAGCUGAAGAACCUUGACUCGAAGCAUCAGAACCAGGUCAUCCAGGUGUAUGUCCACCAACAAUUCCCCUUGGAAUUCCGAGACAUUGCGAGCGCCUGGAUCGAGGCCCAAGAUUGGAAAUCGGUGGCAGAGGAUGAGGGACUUGCCCGGGCUCGUUAUGAUGAGUUGCUGGACAUGGUUGAGGAACACUACAGCCGUCUUGUGCAACAGAACAACAUUUUAGGCGGACCCAACUAUUUACAACUAGUAAACGAUGCGAGGGCCCGCUUCCAGGCGGACCCAGUGUGCAUGGCAAGGAUCAUCUCUCGAUGUCUGUCAGAGGAGCGGAAGAUCAUUACAUCAACUAGGGCGAAUCUCCAGGAAUGCCAGAUAGAGCUGGACGACUCCAUCAUUGAACUGCAGAAGAAAAUUCAGAUGGCUGAUUUGAAAAUCAAGUCAAUCGACGAGCAGUUAGGAAAGCAUGACUCCUUCUUGAAAGAGUGGCAAGACGAAGUGGAGCAGCUGAACGGAUCACCAGUCUCCCUGCAACUUCAGAUGAGGAAGAUUGGCAUAGACCGAAUGCUCGAAGCUCUGAAUCAAGCCAGACUGGACGUGUGUAACCUGAUCGGGAACACGCUGAAGCUGGCAGAGCAGGUGGUGUCCAGGGUGGUGGAUGAGGAGCUGAGGAGCUGGAAGCUCAGACAGCAGCAGGCCUGCAUCGGAGCUCCAAUCGACACCAGUCUACACAAGCUGCAGAACUGGUUCAUGGCGGCCGCGUUAGCUCUGGACAAGCAGCUCCAACAGCUGAGGAAGCUGCCGGAACUGGACCUACAGUUUCCACCCAGUGACCUCCUGUCUCUGAGGACCCAGUGUGAGCAGACCGCACAUUGCCUGUUCAUAAAGCUCCUGAAAAAUGCUCUGGUGGUGGAGAAACAGCCCAACUCUGCUCAGAGACCUCUGAUCCUCAAGACUAACGUGCGCUUCUCAGUCAAAACAAGGUUCCUGGUGAAUCACUCCUCAUUUAAUUGGAUGCCUAAAGUUACUCUGAUUUUCGACAAGGAUUUUGAUGAAAUUGGAGCGGUCAACGGUUUCCGGAAGUUCCACUUCAACCCGAAGGGAGUGAGUAAGAUGAUGGAUGCUAAUGAGAAGACGGGCUUGGUGGCACAGUUUGAGCGCCUGGUACUUGUGGAAGAAAAAUAUAAAAGCAACCGACAAACUGAAAGUCUCCUGGCCGUGACCGAGGAGCUGCAUUUCAUCACGUGUGUGAUGGAACUCAAGCUGCCAGGCCUGAGGAUGGAGGUAGAGACCAGCACGCUGCCCCUGGUGGUCAUCUCCAGUACCGCCCAGGGCCACGGGGCCUGGGCGUCCAUCCUGUGGAGCGCUAUGGCGGCGGACCUCCAGCCAAAGAAUCUGUUGUUCCUGACCCCGCCCACUGUAACCUGGCCACAACUUUCAGAGGUGCUAAGCUGGCAGUUCCAGGCUAUGAGUGAACGGGGCCUUGAUGAGCAGCAGCUAGCCAUGCUGAAGGACAAGUUUGUGGAUGAGACCGAUGGCCUUGUCAGCUGGAACAAGUUCUACAAGUGUGACGCCACCUGGGUUUGGAUCGAGGGCAUUCUGAGCCUGAUUAAAAAUCACUUGUUGUCGAUUUGGCGUGACGGGCACAUCAUGGGCUUCAUCAGUAGGGACUCGGCCAUCGUGCUGCUGAAGGACAAGCCCCACGGAACCUUCCUGCUGCGCUUCAGUGAGACCAAGGAGGGAGCCAUCACCUUCAGCUGGGUGGACCACUCCACGGGUGCGGCCCGCGUUCACGCCGUGGAGCCCUACAAGAAGGAGCUGUCGAUCAGCAACCUGGCCGACAUCCUCCGCCACUACCGUCUCACAGACCCCAGCAGCAGGAGUGUGAACCCUCUGCUCCACCUGUACCCAGACACCCCCAGGGACGAGGCCUUCGGGAAGUACUACACCAAACCAGCAGAAAACACUGAUGGCUAUGUGCUGAGGAAUACCGGACAUUGGUCGGUGCACCCUACUCCCCCUCCUUCACCUGAGGAGAACUGCAGCAUGGAGUCCAGCCUGAACAACAUGGAGUCCAGCCUGAACAACAUGGACACAAGCCUCAGCAACAUGGACCCCAGCAUCAACACAAUGGACCCCAACAUCAACAUCAACAGCAUCAUCAGAAACAUGGACUUCGACACGGUAUUUUAAUUGAACUGCCCCGAAGAAGCAGAAUGCUUUUUGAUUUUUGUUGCAUAUUCGUACAUUACACUGUGUAUAAAGAAAAUCUAUUCUUUGCCCUCUCCGCCAGUAGUUCUGAAGUGACGCACAUUUCCCGCCUGGGAUGAAAAACCAAAGUAUUUAAACGUAUCUUAUUGUACGCUGCAGCGCACCAUUUGAUUACAGUCUUUCUUUUGCUUCUGUCCCUAGAUGGAGCUGUUCCCUGGGUUGUCUGACAUGGGUGGACCACUGCAUGAAUACCAGCUUGACUAUUGAGCUGCUAUCAGACGUGGACUGGACCGACCAGGGCAACCUUUCUCCGUGGUGAUGACCUCAUCACCUGUCGACCGUUUGAUCGGGUUUCUCGAUCGGUAUUCUCAGCUGUAACGGACAACUGUUCCAAACUGUAACGUUUUCGAAGAGAACAAUUUUUAAUGAGCUACUGACCAAAAAUCAUCCAACAUAAAUCAAUCAUCAUAGCGCAUUCCUCAGCUGACCUAGGGAUCUCCCAUUUUGAAUUCAUUCAACAGAAAAGUAUUUUGUGCUUUAACAUGAUCUGCAUCUAUUCUUUGAAUGCAACCAUUACAACCAGUGAUCAACACACACCUCUAUGGGUCGCUGUACGUCCGUAAAAAACUGCCUUGUAGGAAGAACAACAUUUUUGGGGUGAACCAUUUAAUUCUAUCAAAUAUACCACGUUCUCUUAAAUAUUUGUUUUAAAUGUUGCCAUUUUAAGGGCUGUGCAUUUUUAAGGCUCUUAGAAACGUUUAACGUAGGCAUCCAAGCCCAGGUGGACUGCAGUACUCUUAUGUGCUAUUUUCUUCCUUUGCUGUCAGUGAAUAUUAAUGUGCGGAAAGAUUGAAAUAGGAAGUGACUGCUGUGGUACUCCAUAUCAUUAUAAUCAUAUCAUCUCCUGGUCGCUUCGUUAUAUCGUAGUUGAAGCUUUAAAUGUGCAAUCCGAAGGAUUCGGAUAAUGUUCUCUGGUUUGAUUGAUUUCUGUGUACUUUAACUUCUCGAGACAGAAAAAAAAAACAAUGAAGGUGCAAUUUAGUUUUUGUUUAUUAAAAUAAACGUUGAAUAUAUGUUCCAAAAGCAAA